UCAUGCUGCUGCCAGGUCCAGAGUCUGUCAUGGGUCCCUGUACGGCCUCCCAUUGCUGCUGUCUCCAUCGCCACACUCUGCCAUGUGCCACUUUCAGGUCUCCUCACACACUGCUGGUGUGUUGAAUUUUUUGACAUAGGGUGCUGGCAGAUUACGGGCCUCCCAUAGAUGCUGCCAGGCCCCUAAUCUGCCAUGGGCCCCUAUAUACCGCCUCCUCAUGCUGCUGCCAGGUCCAGAGUCUGUCAUGGGUCCCUGUACGGCCUCCCAUUGCUGCUGUCUCCAUCGCCACACUCUGCCAUGUGCCACUUUCAGGUCUCCUCACACACACACUGCUGGUGUGUUGAAUUUUUUGAC
Molecule: messenger RNA, 354 nt
Organism: Staurois parvus
Lineage: Eukaryota; Metazoa; Chordata; Amphibia; Anura; Ranidae
Source: the annotation of a GenBank genome assembly